Molecule: messenger RNA, 1559 nt
Organism: Sesamum indicum (sesame)
Lineage: Eukaryota; Viridiplantae; Streptophyta; Magnoliopsida; Lamiales; Pedaliaceae
Product: myosin heavy chain-like protein
Source: RefSeq, a predicted model, not a curated record
UUUGGGCCUUACGUGGGCUCUUUUUUUCCUUCAAUCCGACGACAAACUGCAGAACCAGAGAGGAGAUGCCAUUGCUGUUGGUUAACAACUGAGUCUGCCAUGGCAAUAUCAAUAUCCUUCAUGCUGCUUCCCGCCAUAUUCGUCUCUCUUUUUGCCUCUCUCACCGUAUCAAAUGCCCUGAUUCCCUCCAUCCAUUACCAAACGCCGUCCUCUUGUUCCCGAGACCACAACUCUUUCGCAUGUGAGGUGCAAGAGGCCAAGCGCAAGAUCGCUCGACUAGAAUCGAUCCUUGAGGAAAGAAUUGAAGAGAUAAAUGCGAAAAGCCGGUAUUUCGGAGAAUGUGAGAAGAAAAUUGGGGAGUUGACUACAGAGAUUGGUCGUCUGAAAACCACUUUGUCGAGUGUUGAGCAUGAUUACUCGCGUGCAAAUGAAAAGCUGAGUGCUCUUGAGGAAGAGGUCCGACUUCUAUGGGCAGCCUCUCGGAAAAAUAACUUUGAGAUUCACAGAUUGGAGCACAAGGCAUUAGAUGCUGAAAGAAGAUUAAAAGAAAUUAGUUUACAAGUUGGAGAGAGGACUGAAAUUGUAUCGGAACAGUGGAUUCAAAUUCAGCAACUUGAGCAGGCUCUUCACAUGACUGAGAUGCGAACUUCAAAGAUUAGAAAAGAACUGUGGAGAAGAUGCCCGUUUGUGAAGUUCUGUGCAAGUCUUUUUGGUGAUUGUCUCAACAUGCUAAAGAGGAUUCUCGAUCCGUAUGUUUUGGGAGAUGGACCUGUGGUGGGUUUCUGCAAGUCUCAAGCUUUGCAGACAUUUGAAGUUGCAAAACACUAUCACCAUCAGUUGCAAGGCUUCAUAAAGCAUGCAAUGAAAAGCAAUGAACUUACUGCAGGUCUCGCGCACGAGGAGGUGGUCUUUUUUGUGGCAUCUGCCCUGGUUGCUUUUCCAAUAAUGACAGCCUGCAUGUUACUCCUAUCACAAUUUAGCUAGCUGGAACCAUUAUUGUCGUGUAGACAAAGGUACUUGGCCUAAUCCAUCAUGUAUAACCUGAUGAUUUCUGAUCAGAUUUUAUCCAAGGAAUUAUUUGGUGAUAUCUUGGUAGUUGACUGUCGAGAAGGUGAUAAGGACAAAUGUUCUGGCAAAUGCUGAACUGAAGAAUUAUGGGGCUGUCUUGGUGUGUGCCAAUCAGGAAAACGAUAAGGACAUUUCUUGUAGCAAAUACUGCGACUAGAGUGUUUCCCCUCUUUCACUGCAAGAGUCAAAUUUGAUAACAAUCGGAAUUUCCUCGGAUUCGGUUCAACAUGGUUAAUCCUUUGGUUGAACUACAUGAUUGUUUCAUAUGUGAAGAAAGUAAUGCGGUCAGACGCCGCUAGCCUCUUUUACAGCUUCUUGUGUGCUAGAUGUACUUAUUUCCAGAUUAGGAAACUAGAUGAGAGUUAAAACACUAAUCAUAUACAUACAGUUUCAGACAUUUCGUGCGCUCAUACAUAGAAGAUUUUUAACUACUUUUUCGUGUAUGAAUCAUAUACGCCAUCUUUUACCUCUUCUUUUUAUUUAUCGGACAA